AUGCUCGAUCCGGGGCUCGACUUUGAAGAGUUCAACAUAUCGGAAAACUGUCGCGAGCAGCUACGUCGCCUGGCCGAGUACGGUCCUCAACCGCUCGCCUUACCGACCAGUCUGGUUAUUCUCUGCUGUAUUCCAAUGGCUGUUAUCAUUCUUUUGACUGUAUUCGGCAAUCUACUCGUUUUAUUUUUCAAAGCUCGAGUUGGCCGGACAAACACGACACUUCUCGUGUGGAAUCUCGGCCUAACCGACUUCCUUGUCGGUGUUAUCGUUCUUCCGCUUGGCGCAUUCCAUCUCGCCUACCGAAAAUGGAUUUUUGGACGGUUUUUGUGCAGAGUAUGGGUGGCCGCUGACGUCACCUUCUGCACAUGUUCCGUAGUGACCAUCUGCGUGAUUUCGGUGGAUCGAUAUUUGGCCGUGACACGACCGUUACGCUACAAAUCUCUGGUCACGAAAACCAAAGUGAUACUUCGUUAUGAUAACAAUUUGGACAUUUUCUUCGUCUAUACUACUGACGACCGUUCGAUGGGAGCAGCCGCAGUGCUAUGA
Ostertagia ostertagi is the source of this 546-nucleotide messenger RNA. The record is from the annotation of a GenBank genome assembly. Lineage: Eukaryota; Metazoa; Nematoda; Chromadorea; Rhabditida; Trichostrongylidae.